AUGGUGCUGCCUACGCUCACUUUUUGCACGGAUACAACCCAAGAGAUACGUGAGAACAACGACGAACUCAGCAGCCUCCAGUACAGAAUUGUUCCCGAACAUAGAAAUGCCAGCCCCAACAACGCCACUAUCGAAGACGGCAAGGAAUGGCUUGACCGAGAGCUGGAGCGCAUCUACAACACCGAGUCCAACGAUACAUCCUGUCAUUGCGGCGGCGUCGGUGGCGACCAUCUUUCGACCGGUGACCAGUCCACGACGGUCCGAAGCGGCCGCCCGGACGAAGUGCACGAUGUCAGCACCACAAACGGGACCACACUCCAAGACGCGAACGGCAGUGCAAGACUGAAUGCCUCGGCCCUUACCAGCAGCCAAUUUCCCAACAACGGCCGUCUCGAGAUCCUCAACAGCGUCCUGUCGACACAUCUGGACACAAUGGGCAGCGACAACGAAGCGACUAACUACAUGGACAGGGUGGCGCGUCUGUCUGCUUCGUCUGCGAGCGCGUCACUGGCAGCAUCGUCGGCAGCAGCCACCGCAGCUGCGCCCGCUUCAUUCCCAUCCUCAUCCUCAACCUCGGGACACUUGAGAAGCUCGUCUGGACGCUGCCUUGGCAAGCGGCGUCGUGACAGCACGGACAUUGGCAGCGAGACGCUGGCCGGCGGCGACUGCCCGACGAUGCCUGAAGACGUCGAUCCGGCGGUUUCACACGACGGUGGCCCCGACGAUGAGCCAUCGGAAAAAGCCAAGGGAAAGAGACCCGAAGGCGCCAUCAGCCCCAGGAAGAAAACCAGGAGGCGCGAGGCCAUCAAUGGCUACAAGAAACACAUGAAGACGCCCGAGCCCUUCCCACACGAACGUCCGUCGGUCUCCUUCAAAAAGGGAUACAGCGAGAACCUGGCCAAGACCUUGACGGCUGUCACGCAGGAACUGGAGGAACUGCAGCCUUUGUCGACUGGCAUUGCCGCUGCGUCCACCGCAGUCACUGCGGACACUACAGACAUCGCAGACAAUACAGCCACUACAGACACCGCACAGCCUCAGCCACCCGUCUGUUACACCCAAGCGCCGUCACCGCCUCCAACACGACCGCAACCUGCCCUCUCGGCUUCCCAAGCCAUGCCAACGGCGACUUCAAUGCAGGCCCCGCAGCCCAUGGAGGUGGUCCCGCCGAUGCAGCAUCCGUCUCCCAUGCAGAGCAUACUUCCGAUGCUGAGCCUUCCACCAAUGCCGCCCAUGCCGGUGGUCUCUGACGAAGAGAUGCGCUCCUACCAGGACAUGCAGGCCCUGAACGCGAUGCGCGCCAUCGAGGACCUCCAGGCCAUGGACACCGUGCAAGCCAUGCAAGGGCUGCCGGGCAUGUCGGGUGUGGCCGACGACAUCCCACUGAUGCCCGCCAUCCCCAUCCCGGACGCCAUGGCACACGCCCUCCAGCCCAUGCCGCCCAUGCCGCACGGUCUGCCCACGCCCACAUACGACCACCACAACACCAUCAACCAGGCCAUCAACCACGACGCCGCGUACACGGCAGGCUACAAUUCUGUGCCGCCCCCACCGUCGCUGGUGCCGGCGGGCCAUGGUGGACUCCACUCGCCCGAGGUCGACGACUACAUCGAGGUCGACGACUACUUUGGUGUGGCAGCCCCCAUGGACAUGGACUUUGCGGAUCCGGAGGCGAUGCACCGCUUCAUGAGUUUCUGUGAGGAGCUGGGGACGAGUCAUGACGGUCUCGAUACCACGAGCGAGUUCCCGUGGAUCUAG
This is a messenger RNA of Sporothrix brasiliensis 5110, 1758 nucleotides long. RefSeq lists its product as uncharacterized. The transcript has 3 exons. The record is from RefSeq and is a predicted model, not a curated record. Lineage: Eukaryota; Fungi; Ascomycota; Sordariomycetes; Ophiostomatales; Ophiostomataceae. The coding region runs from base 1 to 1758 and encodes 585 amino acids.